AUGACAAUUAGCAGCCACGACUCAAAGCACAACGAGGAUGUGAAGAUUGAAAUACAAGAGAGUCUACCCUCACCACUUCUGGAAGGGUCUGCUGAAGAGCAGGCACUCGUUCGCAAGUUGGACAAACGCAUCAUGCCCAUCGCUUGCGCUCUUUACCUCUUUUCAUAUUUGGAUCGCAGUAAUUUAGGGAACGCACGUCUACAGGGAUUGCCCGAAGAUGUGUUGGGCGGCGACCCUACUGGUGUGCUGUUUGACUGGAUAACGUCUGCAUUCUUCCUCGCAUAUAUCUUGUGUCAGAUCCCAGCGACUCUGUUGUCCAAGCUGUUUCGCCCCCGCCUGUGGGUGGCAGCCGCAGGCCUGGGAUGGGGUACUUGCGCGACAUUGAUGUCUACGGGCUUCAACUUCGGCAGCCUGCUCGCCGCUCGGGCGUGCAUAGGGGUCUUCGAGUCUGGGUUCGGCCCAGCGAUUCCCUUGUAUUUUUCCUUCUUUUAUACGAGGAAGGAAAUUGGCCUUCGCAUGGCUUGUUGGUUUGGUUUCGCCACAGUAGGCGGCGCGUUUGGGGGCUUGAUAGCAUUCGGCAUCCAGAACGCCAGCCUACCAUUUCAACCGUGGAGGCUGUUGUUUAUCGUCGAGGGUCUUCCACCCGUCGUGUUAGCGAUAUUUACUGCUUUCUUAUUUCCCGAUCGUCCAGAGUCAACAACCUUUUUGAACGAAGAUGAGAGAAGGAUUGCUAUAGCCCGCAUGAACAGAGCUACCAGCGGAGAUGUCGGUGCUUCCGUCAACAAAGCGCAUAUUUGGGCCGCAUUCCGCGACUGGAGGAUUUACGUCGGUGGUGUGAUAUACUUCGGGUUAAAUUGUGCGCUUGCGUCGAUUGGUGCAUUCCUACCAACAAUUAUCCAGACAUUUGGCAAUUCUGCUGCUGUAACGCAGCUGUUAACCGUCCCCCCUUACGCCGUCGCGUUCGUCAUCUUGGUCUCUUUCUCGUUCGCAUCGGAUAGGCUACAGAGCCGUGGUGUUUUCAUGGGAGUCGCGAGUGUAAUCGGCGCAAUAGGAUAUCUACUCUUGUUGGUCGUCCACGACAAUGUACGCGUGCGCUAUUUUGCCACCUUCUGUAUAACAAGCGGCACGUACACAACUAUCGGGCUUAUCAUGGCUUGGUUUGCACACAAUCUCGGAUCAGAAACCAAGCGAGCUGCAGGCAUACCUAUGUUUAUGUCCAUGGGUCAAUGCGGUAGUGUCUUGGGUUCGCACAUCUUCCCACAAAGCGAAGUCUCUUGUGCGCUGGAGCUUUUAGCUGCCGUUUGUGCUGCCAUAUUGUCGAUUUCUUAUCGCCUAGACAAUGCUAGAAGAGAUCGUGUGUACGGUCGACCAAUUCCUGGUGCUAGGGUAGAUACACAGAUUCUAGCCGACAAGGUAAACCCGCAUGGCUACUUUAGUUGA
Messenger RNA from Pleurotus ostreatus (oyster mushroom), 1440 nucleotides. RefSeq lists its product as uncharacterized. Bases 1 to 1440 code for a protein of 479 amino acids. Gene Ontology annotation, cellular component: membrane. The transcript is spliced from 13 exons. The record is from RefSeq and is a predicted model, not a curated record. Gene Ontology annotation, biological process: transmembrane transport. Gene Ontology annotation, molecular function: transmembrane transporter activity. NCBI's taxonomy places the organism in Eukaryota, Fungi, Basidiomycota, Agaricomycetes, Agaricales, Pleurotaceae.